AUGAAACCAUCAUUUCAAGCUGGAGAGCUCUCUCAAUGCGCACUACACAGCGAGCGCUCACCAUGCCAUCCAACUGCUUCAACCCAACUCCAAAGGAUCCGCUCAGUCAUGGGAGUCCAUUACCUCAACCAUGCAAUUUCCACCAUCAAUAAUUUAAUCUAUUUGCUCAAAAGCUGAAGAGACAACUUGCAGCUGCUGCUUGGCGAAGAGCGGGCGAAUAUCGCAAAAUAGUUACGCGGAGGGCUUAUCCAAAACAUCCCAGAUGACACUGUCCUGCUGAAUGGUCUCCUUUACGACUGGACAGAAAAGUUCCAACAGGUUAGAAGAGUGAUGACCAUCCUGUUCGUUACUAUGGUUAUUUCAUACUUCAGUUGCAUGAGAGCUGCGCCCAUGAGAGAGAUCCCGGGCGUGCAGGGGGGCCACCGGGCCGAGGGCUACCUGGGCGCCGUUGCCGUCACCUCAGGCAGCCGAGGCCACGGGACUCCACAGAGUGGGGGCGGGCUGCCCUCGCUCACGGACACUUUCGAGCAGGUGAUUGAGGAGUUGCUUGAGGUGGAAGGAGAAGCGACGCAGCAACUGGACCCCAGGGCCGACCAGGGCCAAGGAGGGGGUGGUCCCGCAGCCAUGCCUGACUCGAAGGACGUUGACAUGUACGCCUCGCGGGUGAUGAUCAGCAACCAAGUGCCUUUGGAGCCGCCAUUACUCUUUCUCUUGGAGGAAUACAAAAACUACCUGGACGCCGCCAACAUGUCAAUGCGUGUGCGACGGCACUCGGACCCCGUGCGGCGAGGGGAGCUCAGCGUUUGUGACAGUAUUAGCCAGUGGGUGACGGCUCUGGACAAAAAGACAGCCAUAGACAUGUCGGGCCAGACGGUCACCGUCCUGGAGAAGGUCCCCGUGACUAACGGUCAGCUGAAGCAAUACUUUUAUGAGACCAAAUGCAACCCCUUAGGGUACACAAAGGAGGGCUGCCGAGGAAUAGACAAGCGGCACUAUAACUCGCAAUGCCGGACAACCCAGUCUUACGUGCGAGCCCUUACCAUGGAUAGCAAAAGGAAGAUCGGCUGGCGGUUUAUACGGAUAGACACUUCGUGUGUAUGCACAUUGACCAUUAAGAGGGGCAGAUAGUGUACACAAUGUAUAGAUUUUAUUGAGAGUUCUAAAAAAGAGAGAGAAAAAAGAAAAUAUCUAUUUGUAUAUAUACAUAACAGGGUAAAUUAUUCCGUCAGAUG
This is a messenger RNA of Sinocyclocheilus anshuiensis, 1232 nucleotides long. Its product is annotated as brain-derived neurotrophic factor-like. Lineage: Eukaryota; Metazoa; Chordata; Actinopteri; Cypriniformes; Cyprinidae. The coding region runs from base 331 to 1128 and encodes 265 amino acids. Gene Ontology annotation, molecular function: nerve growth factor receptor binding; growth factor activity. The record is from RefSeq and is a predicted model, not a curated record. Gene Ontology annotation, biological process: neuron projection morphogenesis; positive regulation of peptidyl-serine phosphorylation; nerve growth factor signaling pathway. Gene Ontology annotation, cellular component: synaptic vesicle; axon; dendrite. The transcript has 2 exons.